Molecule: messenger RNA, 1813 nt
Organism: Astyanax mexicanus (Mexican tetra)
Lineage: Eukaryota; Metazoa; Chordata; Actinopteri; Characiformes; Acestrorhamphidae
Gene: cyth4b
Product: cytohesin 4b
Exons: 13
Coding region: 198-1394 (398 amino acids)
Biological process (GO): regulation of ARF protein signal transduction
Molecular function (GO): guanyl-nucleotide exchange factor activity
Source: RefSeq, a predicted model, not a curated record
UGUCAUUCAGACAGGAACUGAUGGGUUUGGCAGCAGUAGCAGUAGCAGUAGUGCUGGAACGCUCAGCACCCAAAAUGACCGAAGACUACUCAAGCAAAUCCACCCAGUAAAAAAAAAAAUAGAUUAAAAAGGAAGAAAGAGGAAAACGACAAGCAAAUCUGAUCAAAGUCGAGGUGUGGAAGGUUCUUGGCUGGAGAAUGAUGGAGUUCUGUCACCAAUUGUCGCCAGAUUUCACCAUGGAGGAGAGGCGUGAGAUAGAAAACCUCACGUUGCACAAACAAGACCUCCUGGAUGACAUUCAGAAGCUGAAGUGGGAGAUAGAGAACGUAAUGGCUGACAUUCAGAACUUUGAGUCUGCAGAGGAGAACAAAGUGCUCGAGAGAGGGAAGCAGUUUUCUAGUGGAAAAAAGAAAUUCAACAUGGACCCUAAAAAGGGAAUAAAUUACCUGGUUGGGAACAGCCUGUUGGAGUGGAAGGCUGAGAGCAUAGCAGAGUUCCUGUAUAAGGAAGAAGGUCUCAAUAAGACUGCUAUAGGAGACUUCUUGGGAGAGAGAGAGGAGAUGCAUCUACAGACACUUAAAGCAUUUGUAGAACUUCAUGAGUUUUCAGACCUCAAUCUCGUCCAGGCACUGAGGCAGUUCCUCUGGAGUUUCCGUCUUCCUGGUGAAGCCCAGAAGAUUGACCGCAUGAUGGAGGCUUUCGCCACACGUUACUGUGACUGCAAUCGAGACGUCUUCCAGUCAACUGACACCUGUUACAUCCUCUCAUUUGCUAUUAUUAUGCUAAACACCAGCCUGCACAAUCCCAAUGUGAAGGACAAGACCACACUGGAACGCUUCAUCAGCAUGAAUAGAGGCAUUAACAACGGUGAAGAUCUGCCCAAUGAGCUGCUGACGAAACUGUAUGAGAGCAUACGGAACGAGCCCUUCAAAAUCCCAGAAGAUGAUGGGAAUGAUCUUACACACACUUUCUUCAACCCUGACAGAGAAGGCUGGCUCCUCAAGCUGGGAGGAAGAGUGAAGACCUGGAAGAGGAGGUGGUUCAUUCUAACUGAUAACUGCCUGUAUUACUUUGAGUACACCACAGACAAAGAACCCAGAGGGAUCAUUCCUCUGGAGAACCUGUGUGUGCGAGAGGUUAACUUCACACGCAAACCGUACUGUCUGGAGCUCUACAACCCAAACAGUAAAGGGCAGAAGAUAAAGGCGUGUAAGACAGAAACAGACGGCAGGGUGGUGGAGGGAAAGCACCAGAGCUACAUGAUCUGCGCUUCAUCAGCUGAAGAGAGAGAUGGCUGGAUAGAAGCUAUCAGGGCAAGUAUCACAAAGGAUCCAUUUUACGACCUGGUCUCUGUCCGAAAGAAGAAGGUCAUCCAACAGACACAGCAAGAAUGACCACAGCAGAGCACCAUAGACAUUGUAGCUCUUUAAAAAUGGUGGACAAUACAGACUGUGCUGAGUCUGCCCAGUAAGCAGAACAGCUGAACCACAAGGACGGUUCAAGUUCUUUCAUAUUAAAAGUCUGUUUAGAGUCGUGUUUCACAGAGGUUUGGAGGAAAAGGAAGUGAAGAGAAGCAACACGUCAACUGGUGGAGUUUCUGCUAAUGCUGGGAAACUAACCGGUUAUUUAAAUGCUGUGCUGGAGACAGUUUUGACAGUGUUUGUUGUUUUUUUUUUUUGACCUCACAUGAAGUCACGUGAAGUUCAUCAGCUAAGACACAGGAUAUGUAGAGUCUGUUGCAAAGUUAUCUUCUUUAGUUUUGGACUGAAGCUAUGAGGAAGUGUUGUAGGUGUAAAUCAUUUAUAUAAUAUAU